UAGACUUCGGGGAAGGUUGGAAGAGGGACCAUACAAAAUGAACAGACGGGAAAAAGAAGCAUUUGAAAUGAUUCGACCCGAUUUUUGCCGAAUGGUUGAUCCAAUGACACUCACCAUUGACUUACUUUGUUUAUCCGAACCUGAUAGGCAAAAGAUACGUAACACGCAGAUAGCCGCUGUUCAUGGUUCUAUGUCUACAGCCGCUCAGAUUCUACACAGUGUUUUGAUUCGGUGCCCACGUGGAUUUCGAGAGGUCGUGCUGGCAUUGAGGAACAAUAAUCAUGGCGAUCUGGCAGAUAAAUUAGACCCAGAUCAUGACAUUCAAAGUGCUGAUGAAGCCACUUCAUCUAAGUCUGCAACUAGUCCUCCUGCUGUUAUGCCAGCUAGUGCCACCGGCGACAAAGGCCCGACCCCCAAUACCCGGCCCUCCAUCACCCUGGAAACAUUGUGGAAUCAACUACCGGUACGGGUCACUAACUCGUUAAAGAAGAUGGACAGAAACACACACACGGUCGAAGAUCUUGCUGAACACUUCGAUCUCACUAAUGAAGAAUAUGAGGAACUUAAAUCUAAAGCAGAUCCUGGAAGCAGCAUUACUUUGGAUAUCCUUAAGUUAAAGCAUUCCCAGGCUCCCGAGUUUAAGCUCCGUACCAUAUACCAGGCACUUCAGGCAAUACAAAGAUUGGACAUUGUGUCUGAAAUAGAACAAAAGACUGGCGUACAGUCCCCCUUUCAUAUUGUUGAACAGCAAGCUGGUAAUGAUAAUGGCCAAAAUACUGCUCCAACUGGCAGUACUGUACAAGUCACAAAUCACAGUAAUGAAGGUAGAACAAUUUAUAGAAGGGAAGAAACCACGCGACCAGGGCAUGAAUAUGCAAGAAAUGAAGUUCUUAAUCGGAAUGAUGUUGAAAGGAAAAUGUAUGUUGGGGAACAAAAACUGCCAUCUACAUACGAAGCGGUACCAACUAAUGACAUGGAAACUGCGGAAAAUGUAAAUGCAAAGUCCCUUUAUUCAGCAGGUAGGACAACAGAACCAAACAUUGGAUCGCCGGGCUUUGAUGGAGGACCGAAGCUGUCGUUAUAUGAGCAGUUUCAGCAAUCAAAUUCGGUAUCUAACGGUCAAUCAACAAACAUCUUACCCAAACCGACUUGGUCGAUGUCUCAAAGACCUAAAUUGACAAAUUCUGACCGUUCAGAAACUGCAUCGGGGAGAUCUACGACUAAAAAGACUUCAAUUCAUGACUCUAACCAUGAAGCUGAAAAUGAUCUGAAUAUUGACAGUACUAUAUGUAAUAAUAUUGUUGCCGAAGACUCCGAUUCUGAUAAUAAUAUUAAGGAAAUCAAUAAUGAAACAAAUGAUGGCGUGAAAGGUACGGAAGAAACGAAGUUAAAACCAGGUGUCACUGAGCAGAAUGACAAAGAGCUCAAACCAAGUGAAUAUAGAUUCAAUCCAAAAAUGGCCCCGUUUGAUAGUAUUGAUAAAGUUAAUCAACAAAUCGAGGAAACAGCCAAUAGAGAUAAUGAACAACAGAGAAUGUUAAUGUUGAAAGACAACAACAGCACUGAAAUGAGACAAUCUCUGACAGCCUCUUUUGAUAGCGGAACAAGUUUAGCUGCACCCAAUUUAUCAUGUGAAACACCUUCGAACCAAAAAGAAGAGUCGUGUGAAUCUAAGCGUUUGUACGAAAAUGAAAAUUCUGCCGCUAUGGAAAAUAUCCCGAUUGUUCAGACAAGGGGGAGUCACCCAAAGUCACCUUCAGACGAACUUCGACUGAAAAGAAAUAAGUUACGAAAUCGGGUAUUUGGUGAAAAGAUAACAAACGACAAUAACAUUGAACAUAUGCAUUCUGAAAUAUUUCCAUCAACAUCUACAACUGGAAUUGGGCCAGGUUCUUUAUCGUCCGUCAAAAAGGAAGAUGUCCAGAAAUUAAACAGUGAAACAUUCAGAAAAAAUGAAGUUAACGAAGCGGUGCCGAGUAACAAUAAUGCCAAAGAAAACACCAACACAAAAACAGAGACUCGAAUAAAAUAUAGCUGUGAACAUUACAUAGAUCAUUCAUUAGAGGACAAAUAUAUUCACGUCCCUAAACAUGUUCAGAGCGAUACGGAACUAGACAGUAUACGUGAAAAGGGAAAGAAUAAAGAUUUGCCUGGUUUUCGCGAAAGUGAAGAUCUGGACUCAGCUGAGUACAAAGGUCAUGAUUCAGUAUUUACCAUCAGUAGCGAGGAACAAAGUACCAGUAGUUCAACAAUGCUAGAAAACCAACGUACAGACACACCAGACAGUGUUUGGUCUCAAAAUUCUGAGCAACCGCGAGAAGUGACUGUUCACAUAGAACAUGAACGUCAUAUGAACAAUCGCACUUGUGACAAUUUGUGCUUAGAAGAAGAGGGGAAGUCAACAGAAACACAGCGUCAAUCUUUUAAAAGUUAUGCUAGUGGUGCUGUGUCAUGGAUAGCAUACAUGCGCCAAAAAAUGUUGUAGAAAUAAGAUUAACACCGCUUUUUCUUGAUAGUGUGCCUCACAUUUUUUACUUAUUGUUGUCAAGUUGGCGUCAAAUUAUCAACACGCAAUAAUAAUAAUACUCUUUAUAGUUUAAGAUAGAGAGAGCUGAUUGAUAUUCAUAUUUAGUGCUCAAAAUUAUAUUUUGUCCAAUGGGAUGACAGUAUUUUCCAAUUUUGUCGUGCAUAGAUAUUGUUAAAUCAGCAGUAUGUGAUAGGUACAUUGAUUGGUAAAAAGAUAAGCUAUGCAAAAAGACAACUUACAUGUUAAUGGAUGGCGGAAGUUAAUAGACAAUGUAGUAUCCACUGUCUGAAAUGCGAUUCCUUUAUUUAUUUUAUGAAGGAUAAGUUUUUUUUGGGUAUGAUCUUCAUGACAAUAUUUGUAAAUUUGAAUGAUAAGCAAAUGCAUUUAUUGGUAAUUCAUGAUAUAUUCAUAAAUUAUUGUUUACUUACAACUAGUUCAUGAUUAUAUUUAUACUAUGCAUGCUGUUAAUAGUUAUUAUCACAUUCUGUGUAUGAUUAAAUGGAAAGAAUGUGUCACUGUUCUGUAGAUACAUGGACGUGCAUUAGUCUCAUCUUCCCUCUAAUAACAAAGUCAUGAUAAAUGUAAU
Mya arenaria is the source of this 3113-nucleotide messenger RNA. RefSeq lists its product as uncharacterized. The record is from RefSeq and is a predicted model, not a curated record. NCBI's taxonomy places the organism in Eukaryota, Metazoa, Mollusca, Bivalvia, Myida, Myidae. Bases 38 to 2485 code for a protein of 815 amino acids. The transcript is spliced from 5 exons.